Molecule: messenger RNA, 409 nt
Organism: Rhagoletis pomonella (apple maggot)
Lineage: Eukaryota; Metazoa; Arthropoda; Insecta; Diptera; Tephritidae
Product: 40S ribosomal protein S20-like
Exons: 1
Coding region: 44-409 (121 amino acids)
Biological process (GO): translation
Cellular component (GO): ribosome; cytosolic small ribosomal subunit
Molecular function (GO): structural constituent of ribosome
Source: RefSeq, a predicted model, not a curated record
AUAGUCAAGGAUUUGAAUACCUCGACCAGAAAUUUUAAUAAAAAUGGGUGAUGCUCCCAAGGAUAUCGAAACGCCCCAAGGCGCUGAUUUUGCAUCAGUUCACCGGAGUUCCAGGAACGUGCGUUCUUUAGAAAAUGUGUGUCGCGAUCUGAUAAAUAGCGCGAAGAGUCAGAAUCUGCGCGUCAAGGACCCAGUACGCAUGCCAACCAAAACUCGACGCAUUACGACUCGUAAAGCUCCUUGUGGCGAAGGUUCAAAGACUUGGGAUCGCUUCCAGAUGAGAAUCCACAAGCGUAUCAUCGAUUUGCAUUCACCUUCGGAGAUUGUAAAGAAGAUCACCUCAAUUAACAUUGAGGCUGGCGUAGAGGUAGAGGUUACCAUUGCCAACUUGCCAACUAAACUGCAAUGA